Messenger RNA from Aspergillus versicolor CBS 583.65, 1379 nucleotides. RefSeq lists its product as uncharacterized. The transcript has a single exon. NCBI's taxonomy places the organism in Eukaryota, Fungi, Ascomycota, Eurotiomycetes, Eurotiales, Aspergillaceae. Bases 145 to 1128 code for a protein of 327 amino acids. The record is from RefSeq and is a predicted model, not a curated record.
CUUAUUUUGUUGUAUUCCUGUCACGGACCUCCAGUCGAGUGAUGAUCUCAUAUUAUUCCCUCAGUCCCUCUUACAUCUUACAUCUUACAUCCCCAUCCCAAUAGCUUACAUUCCAUCAACACCAACCCAUCAAUAUCCAUCAGAAUGGGCGAAAUCAUCGUGAUAACCUGCCCAGGCGGCAGACAAACCUCCCAACUGAUCCCCCUCCUCUACAACAAGCCCGUCACACUCCGCCUCGCAGCACACACCCCCUCAUCCGCCUCAACCCUGCAAGCAGCAUACCCAAACGCCCAAGUCCAAGUAUGCGACACCACCUCGUUAAACGACUGCCUCCGCCUCCUCACCGACGCAACAGCAGUCUACCACGUCGGCCCCUCGCUGCACUCCCACGAAGCCGAAAUCGGCCUCAACAUGAUCGACGCCGCCGUAUACGAGUCCCAAAAGCCAGACUCCUCAUUCAAACACUUCGUCUACUCCAGCGUUCUCGGCACCCAGCACAGAAACCUCAUGCAGCACGACCUCAAGAGUAAAGUCGAGGAACGCCUACUCCUCAGUCCGCUCAACUACACCAUCCUCCAGCCAACGAAUUUCAUGGACGCUUUCCCUAUAUCGACCAUUGCGGCGAUGCAGGAUUCUGAAAUUGUGUAUCAGUGGAACCUAUUCAAUCCGCAUAUCCCGAAUAGUCUCGUCGCGCUGAAAGAUCUGGCUGAGGCUGCGGCGCGCGUGCUCAUUGAGCGGGAAGCGCAUUAUCUCGCGCAGUAUCCGCUCUGCUCGACAUUGCCAGUGGCAAAUGUCGAUGUUAUAAAGAUCAUUGCCGAGCGGCUGGGGAAGAAGAUUACUGUCCCGACGCCCUCGAUUGAAGAGGGUGUUGAGAAGGCGCUGGAGUUGUUGUAUGGCGGGAAGCAGAACGGGGUGUAUGUCGGGGAACAGGUGGAGGGGGAUUUGAGAUGGCCUGCGGCGCAGGGGGACUUGAGGCCGGAUAUUACGAGGGACGAGGCGGAGAGGCUGGUCUUGUUUUAUAGUCGGCGGGGGUUGAAGGGGAGUCCGAAUGUUCUCAGGUGGUUGCUUGGGAGGGAGCCGACGAGUGUGGAGGAGUGGAUUGAGGGAGAGUUGAAUCACACAUCCUGAAACAGAUUGUUCAAUUAUUCUAGCAUGUCAGCUUUGUUUGCUAUACAGAUUGUGGUGGGCUCUCAGUAUUCAUGCUUACUAUGGAUGUCGGAUUUAGCCCUACUACAUCAAGAUAGGUAAACGUAAGGCUAUGCAAGGAUUAAAGUACUCAAUGCGGCAAGUUCCCGAGACUAACGGGUGGCAACUCUUUACUUGCGAUAUAAGAGUUAGACGUUAGACCAUUGGUGACGACGACGUUAUUCCAACCUGGG